Molecule: messenger RNA, 312 nt
Organism: Caenorhabditis briggsae
Lineage: Eukaryota; Metazoa; Nematoda; Chromadorea; Rhabditida; Rhabditidae
Exons: 2
Coding region: 1-312 (103 amino acids)
Biological process (GO): cytoplasmic translational termination
Cellular component (GO): translation release factor complex; cytosol
Molecular function (GO): translation release factor activity, codon specific; sequence-specific mRNA binding
Source: RefSeq, a predicted model, not a curated record
AUGAAGAAUUCGGAUGGAGAAGACAUACUGUUGAACUUGAGACCUGAUGAAGAGAAAGACAAAACCCAUUUCACCGACAAGGAAUCUGGACAAGACAUGGAAAUCAUCGAGACUAUGCCAUUGUUGGAAUGGUUUGCAAACAACUACAAGACUUUUGGAGCUGCUUUGAAAAUCGUUACAGACAAAUCGCAAGAAGGUGCUCAAUUUGUUCGAGGAUUCGGAGGAAUCGGGGGUCUUCUUCGUUAUAGAGUAGAUCUGGCACAUGUCGAUUUAGAAGACGCGUUUGACAACAUUGACCUUGAUGACUAUUGA